GCGAGCGCCCGGCGAACGGGCCGGGGACGCGGCGGCGGCGGCAGCAAGAUGGCGGCCAAGUCGGAUGGCGGCGGCGGCGGCGGCGGCGGCGGCGGCGGCGGCGGCUUCGCCCAGCUGCACAACCUGGACGAGGCGGCGGCGGCCACGGGCGGCGGCGUCGGGGCAGCGGCGGCCGAGGUGGCGGAGGAGCCGGGCGCGAGCAGCUCCUUGCACAUCUGCCACUGCUGCAACACGUCGUCUUGCUACUGGGGCUGCCGGAGCGCCUGCCUGCGGAACCUGUUCGGGCGGGCCGCCGCCACCGCCGCCGCCGAGCCGCUGGCCCCGCGCCCCCCCGCCGCCGCCGCCGAAGGGCCGCCGGAGGGCGGCGAGGCGGCCGAGCGGCCGUGGCUGGACUGCCUGUGGAUCGUGCUGGCGCUGCUGGUGCUGCUGGGGGAUGUGGGCACGGACCUGUGGCUGGCGCUGCACCACUACGGCCGGCGGGACUACGUGUGGUGCGGCCUCACCCUGGCCUUCGUGCUGCUGCCCUCGGUGCUGGUGCAGAUCCUGAGCUUCCGCUGGUUCGUGCAGGACUACACGGGCGGCGGGCUGGGCGCCGUGCAGGGGCUCAGCAGCCGCGGGCCGCCCAUGAUGGGGGGGACCGCGGGCCGGCGUGGGGGACCCGCCGGCGGGGUAGGAGGAGCCGGCGGCACCGCCACCCCCGGGGCGCAGCGCCUCUGCAGGAUCUCCGUCUGGGUCUGGCAGUCCGUCAUCCACCUGCUGCAGAUGGGGCAGGUCUGGAGCUUAAACCAAAGAGAACGGAGCAUUAAGGCAGAAUUUGGGUUAUUUUGACAUCACCUGAUUCCACCAUAGAAGGAGCUGUAGGAGACCAGCACUCUGGAAAACCUCCAACAAAAUGGUAUGAAAGGUUUUUAUGGGUGGUGAGAUGUUCCAGUGCUUGGAUCAAUCUGUUUCAUUUAAUGUGGGAAGGAGUGGAUUCUUAUUUUCUUUUACUAUUGUUUGGUUGGAUUGCUUUAAAUUUCUGGAAUUUUUUCAGCAGAGCUGAUCCAGGUAUAGAGAAAGAGAAUCAUGAAAUCAGAAUGGUUUGGGUUGGAGAGGACCUUAAAACCCAUCUUGUUCCACCCCUCUGCCAUGGGCAGGGGUGCCUUGCACUGUCCCAAGCUCCAAGCCCUGUCCAGCCUGGCCUUGGGCACUUCCAGGGCUGAAUGAGAUGAUUUUUAAGGUCCCUUCCAACCCAGUCCAUCCUGUGAUUCCCUGAUUUUCUAAAAGCUCAUCAGCAAUAACUCCACUCCCCAGGAUUUUUGUGCUGUUCUCCCUCAGCCCUGUGGCAGAGCAGAGCUUUAACUCCCAGCCUGCUGUGUCUCCGAGUUCAGACAUCUCUGCAGAAGAUUAAGCAAGUUAGAGAAAUUAGCUUUGAUCCCUUUCUGCCAGCAUAGGAUUUUUCCACAUCACACUGGGUUUGAAGUUCACACCUAAUCCAGUUUUACACAGCCCUGGGGGGGGCCAGGCUCCUCUGCUGCAGCCUCUGAUUUAGUGGCACUUCCUUGAUACUGAGAUUCAAUUUGCAUUGCCAUUACUGCAUCCCAUUCCAUCCCAUAAUGCUUCCUGGGAUCUGCCAAGGCCCAUGGAUCCUUACCCUCCCUGUGCUGUUUUGGGUGCUCACUGCAUCCAUUCAAAUAUGUGUAUCUGCUGUCCUGUGUGGAGGUUUUCAAGCUGUAGGAACAGAUUUACAUACAAAAAGGGUUUGGAGUGUCCAGCCUGGAUCUUUGUGCAUGGAAACAACUCGUGUGAAACAAGAUUCCAAGAGCCACCUGUGCAGAACUGAUGCUGAUCAUGGUAAAGUGGAGGGUCCUGUCCCAGUUUUCCAGAGAUUUAGUGCUCAGUCCUUAUCACACUACAUUUUAUUUAUGAUAUUUGUAACCCCAUAAGCUUUCUUCCUAAUAAAUAUGUAUUUUC
This is a messenger RNA of Oenanthe melanoleuca, 1953 nucleotides long. RefSeq names its product XK-related protein 6-like. The transcript is spliced from 3 exons. Bases 49 to 828 code for a protein of 259 amino acids. NCBI's taxonomy places the organism in Eukaryota, Metazoa, Chordata, Aves, Passeriformes, Muscicapidae. Gene Ontology annotation, cellular component: plasma membrane. Gene Ontology annotation, biological process: phosphatidylserine exposure on apoptotic cell surface; apoptotic process involved in development; engulfment of apoptotic cell. The record is from RefSeq and is a predicted model, not a curated record.